Phyllostomus discolor (pale spear-nosed bat) is the source of this 986-nucleotide messenger RNA. RefSeq names its product nudix hydrolase 5 (gene NUDT5). Gene Ontology annotation, cellular component: nucleus. Gene Ontology annotation, biological process: nucleoside phosphate metabolic process; ribose phosphate metabolic process. Gene Ontology annotation, molecular function: ADP-ribose diphosphatase activity. Bases 204 to 746 code for a protein of 180 amino acids. The record is from RefSeq and is a predicted model, not a curated record. The transcript is spliced from 10 exons. Lineage: Eukaryota; Metazoa; Chordata; Mammalia; Chiroptera; Phyllostomidae.
CGGGUGCCGGGAGAGGGCAGUCCUCUUAUAACUGCGCGGCGCGGCCGUGACUCAAUCAGUAGCGCCGGCAUCUCUGGAGAGUUCAGCGUUGGAUUUGUGCUUUCUUCUUUCGUCCCCCUUCCCAAAGGAGUACCCUUUCCUUCACCCCACACCUUGGAUGUGAACUUCUUGCCUAAAGACUGGAAAGACUAAUUAGCUUGAAAAUGGAAAACCAAGAACCAGCGGAUUCUUCUCAAAAAACCAAACAGUUUAUUAUUUCAGAGGAGUUAAUCGCAGAAGGAAAAUGGGUCAAGUUUGAAAAUACAACUUACAUGGAUCCUACUGGUAAAACAAGAACUUGGGAAACUGUGAAACGUACGACGAGAAAAGGACAGUCGGCUGAUGGUGUAACGAUUAUCCCAGUGCUGCAAAGAACUCUUCAUUAUGAAUGUAUUGUUCUGGUGAAACAGUUCCGACCACCCAUGGGAUGCUACUGCCUAGAAUUCCCUGCAGGUCUCAUAGAUGAUAAUGAAAGCCCAGAAGCAGCUGCUCUGCGAGAGCUGGAGGAAGAAACUGGCUAUAAAGGUGAUGUUGCUGAAUGUUCUCCAGCUGUCUCUAUGGAUCCAGGUUUGUCAAACUGCAGCACACACAUCGUGACAGUAACUAUUAAUGGAGAUGAGGCUGAAAAUGUGAGACCUAAGCCAAAGCCAGGAGAUGGAGUUUGUUUGUUUAGAAUUUGUGGAAGUAAUUUCCUUACCAAAGAAUGACCUGAUGAAGAGACUUGAAGCCCUGGUAGCUGAAGAACAUCUGACAGUGGAUGCUAGGGUCUAUUCCUAUGCUCUGGCGCUGAAACAUGCAAACACAAAGCCAUUUGAAGUGCCCUUCCUGAAAUUUUAAGGGUAGCCAUGUUCUUCUAAAUGAGGCCACAAGGCCUUCUUCACUAAGACUUUGUAUUCAUCUAAGAGAUUUGAAAGUACCUUUUUCAUAAAAUAAAAACAAAGAAUGCA